Lacerta agilis (Sand lizard) is the source of this 1818-nucleotide messenger RNA. It is a transcript of the gene NEU4, whose product is annotated as neuraminidase 4. Gene Ontology annotation, biological process: ganglioside catabolic process; oligosaccharide catabolic process. Bases 23 to 1531 code for a protein of 502 amino acids. The transcript is spliced from 3 exons. The record is from RefSeq and is a predicted model, not a curated record. Gene Ontology annotation, molecular function: exo-alpha-sialidase activity. Gene Ontology annotation, cellular component: cytoplasm; lysosome; membrane. NCBI's taxonomy places the organism in Eukaryota, Metazoa, Chordata, Lepidosauria, Squamata, Lacertidae.
UUCUCUCCUUGCUGCAAGUGCAAUGGGCUCUCGCCAUUUCCCUGCCCGGACGGUCCUGUUUGAAAGGGAGACGAGCGGAGUGACAUACCGAGUGCCAGCGCUUCUCCACAUCCCUUGUGUUGCAAAGCUGCUGGCUUUCGCAGAAGAGCGGCUGAGCGUUGAUGAUGCUCAUGCCAACUUACUGGUGCUGAGAAGGGGCACUUUCUACAAGAACUUUGUGGACUGGGAAGAUAUGCGAGCCCUUGAAACAGCAACUCUGGCACAUCAUCGGUCGAUGAACCCUUGCCCUAUCUAUGAUGAGCUUACAGGCAUGGUGUUCUUGUUUUUCAUUGCUGUGCUGGGCAGAACCCCUGAAGCCUUUCAGAUCAUCACAGGCCAAAAUGCUGCCCGCCUCUGCUAUGUGUCUAGUUCUGACCAGGGCAUCAGCUGGAGCCAUGUGACUGACCUCACCCAGCAAGUUAUUGGCGUGUCCAUUGAAGACUGGGCCACUUUUGCUCUAGGCCCCGGGCACGGCAUCCAGCUGAAGUCAGGCCGCCUGCUGUUGCCAGCCUAUGCUUACCAUAUCGACUGCAAAGAGUGCUUUGGGAAGCUCUGCAAAACCACCCCUCACGCUUUCACCUUCUACAGCGAUGACCAUGGGCAGAGCUGGCAGUUUGGCGAGUUCAUCCCAAACCUGCAGACCGUCGAGUGCCAGAUGGUGUCAGUGGAUGAGGAGGACGGCAGCAACGUGCUCUACUGCAACGCCAGGAGUCCUCUGGGCUUCCGGGUGCAGGCCCUCAGCACGGAUGAUGGGGCCGUAUUUCACUCAGGCCAGCUGGUGCAGCGGCUUGUGGAGACCCCGCACGGUUGCCAUGGCAGCAUUGUCGGGUUCCCAGCCCCGCUUUACUACUUGCGGCACAACACUUGCGUAUUCCAGAGAGACACCUGCUCUGAUAAAGAUGUGGGCUUCCUACCUCAGGGUUGGUCUGAUAAGAAACACCCACCUAGUCUUGCCUCACCUACCCCUUUUUUCUUCAGCCAGUCUCUGAGCCACCGACAGCCUCAGGAAACAAGAACUUCUAGCGUCUGUUCUGGUCACAUCCCAUCAGGUAAAGGACAUGCUGAUCUAGAACAUGCUAAAGCUGGAAGUAUUUCGCAAUCAGGCUUUUCUUUCCAAAUGCCAACGUGGGUGCUGUAUUGCCACCCAACGAGCUCCAGAUCCCGAGUCAACCUGGGGAUUUACCUCAGCACCUUUCCUAGGGAUGCUGACAGCUGGACUGAGCCCUGGGUUAUAUACGAAGGCCCCAGCGCCUACUCAGACCUGGCCUACAUUGAGCUGCCUUAUCCAGAUUUGUCAAUAACUGGGAUCCCAGCCAUAGCUUUUGCCUGCCUGUAUGAGAACGGGGUGCGGUCCCCUUAUGAGCAAAUCUCCUUCAGCAUGUUCACGUUGCAUGAAGUUCUUCAGAACAUUCCUCUCACAACUUCUGCCCCAGGUUUGAAGCAGCCGUCAGGUGGUAGAAAGAGAAAGGGGAAGAGUUGUGUUAUUUCUUAAAGGUCAUGACAGAGGGCCAAACUUAAUGUCGUGCUAAAGAUGUCACUAGAAACCAUGUAAAUUUUUAUAUUACUAAUAUCAAGUGCAAAGGCAGAUUUUCAUAGAGAAUGCAGCAAGCAAGAAGGAGUAGAGGUUUAAUCUUUCCCUCCUGUUGUAUUCUGUUAACUGAGUUUGCGUUUUGAGAAUUUUGCCCCUAGGAGCACCUAGUAGUUGAGGAAGGAGGUGGAAGGAGGGAGAAGAGAGAGGGAGCUAAGAAUAUGGUUGAGAAUGUCUCUGGAGGUUAUCAA